Stegastes partitus (bicolor damselfish) is the source of this 2846-nucleotide messenger RNA. RefSeq names its product complement factor B-like. The coding region runs from base 1 to 2268 and encodes 755 amino acids. The transcript has 18 exons. The record is from RefSeq and is a predicted model, not a curated record. Gene Ontology annotation, cellular component: extracellular exosome; extracellular region. Gene Ontology annotation, biological process: response to bacterium; proteolysis; complement activation. Gene Ontology annotation, molecular function: serine-type endopeptidase activity. Lineage: Eukaryota; Metazoa; Chordata; Actinopteri; Pomacentridae.
AUGAAGGAGAGAGAAGAAGACGAUGAGCUCAGUGAGGUUCGGUGUGAUUGCACAGAGACGAACAUGCAAAUACAGGGAGGCAAUUACACUCUGACCAAAAGGCUGGAGACAGGCAGCAUUCUGGUGUACAACUGUCCUGAGGGCUACUAUCCGUAUCCGCAUCUGACCCGCCUGUGUCAACCCAACGGCAGCUGGAGACCAGCGCCCAGAAGGUUUCCAACUCAGAGAUGCAAAAUUGUCGAAUGCCCAGACCCAAAUGUGUUGGAGUACGGAAACGUCAACCCUCCUCAGGAGAAGUACCUUGUGACCAACGUGACCACGUACGACUGCUACUCUGGAUACACACUGAGAGGCUCAACCAGUCGGCGAUGUUUACCAAACGGGAAGUGGAGCGGCUCCACUCCCAUCUGCAGCCGAGACUCUGGCGAUAACUGUGCAGAUCCUGGUAUCCCACCCGGAGCCUCGAGAACAGGGAACAUAUUUGGAAUUGACGACACGGUGAAGUACGCUUGCAAUGGAAACCUGUUUCUGGUGGGCUCCAGCGAGAGAGUGUGUCAGGAGAACGGCCAGUGGACUGGAAAAGAGCCAGCAUGCUACUACAAACACACCUAUGACACUCCAUUGGAGGUUACAGAGUCAUUUGGCAGCGCAAUCAAAGACAGUCUCACCACUUUAGAACCCAUUGAUGACACACAGGAGGGGAGAAAAAUCCGGAUUUCAAAAAAUGGGACUCUGAACAUCUAUAUUGCUGUGGAUAUUUCUGAGAGCAUCGAAAACGACCACUUCGUUAACGCAAGAAAUGCGGUCUUAAAACUUAUCCAAAAGAUUUCAUCCUUCAGCGUGACUCCGAACUAUGAAAUCGUCUUUUUCUCCUCUGAUAUAUAUGAAGUUGUUAACAUUCUUGAUUUUCUGGAUGGCAAAGCAACACUAAGCAAAGUCACGAGUGACUUGGAAAAAUUUGAAGUUGGUGACAGAAACACUGGAACAGAUCUGAACCAAGUCUUCAAGAUCUUCAUGGAGCGGAUGGCUAUCAUAAAGCGUCGAGCAGGAGAUGAGGGUUUUAAAGAACAUCGUCACGUCCUCAUCUUUUUUACAGAUGGUGCUUAUAACAUGGGCGGUUCACCUGUACCCACUGUGGAAAGAAUAAAGAACAUGGUGUACAUGAACAACACCAGCGAGCAGCAGAAGCAAUCCAGAGAAGAAUUCCUCGACAUUUAUGUUUUUGCCAUCGGAGCCGAGAUCUUUGAUGAUGACCUGCAUCCCCUGACAGCAGGGACCGGAGGGAGACAUUACUUCAGAAUGAAAGAUAUCAAAAACUUACAGGACACCUUUGAUGAAAUAAUUGAUGAAGAAGAAGUUAAGGGUCUAUGUGGUCUUCACAAGGUGUAUGACCAACAACCUGACCAACACAACUUUAGGAAAAUGUAUCCAUGGGUGGCAUUCAUUUAUGUCCAGAACGAUGGAGGGUCCAACAGAUGCCUCGGCUCUCUGGUGACCUCUAAGUUUAUCUUGACUGCCGCUCAUUGCUUCAAAUUUGGUAAUUUACCUGAACACAUCACAGUUGAACUUCAAGACGGACUGGCUCUUGCAAGAAAAGUUAAAACUUUUACGUUACAUCCAAAGUACAAUGUUACCGCUAAAGUGAAGCAGGGUGUGAAGGAGUUCUACGACUAUGACGUGGCUCUAAUCCAACUGGAGAAAGAUGUUCGAAUCUCUGCUUCUGCCAGACCCAUUUGCAUACCUUGCACCCAGGAGACCAGUGACGCUCUACACCUGGUUGGUGAUUCUACCUGCAAGCAACAAGAGGAACUUCUGUUAAAGAAUCAUCUUGAAAGACUCAGUUUCCUGACCAGGAAAGGAGAGUAUGUGGGUGUAAAAGAUGUUCAUGCCAAACUUGGCGAUAAUAGAGCUCAAUGCAUCAAACAGGCUCUCAACGCAAAGGGCAUAACGACGAAGAACGAGCAUGAUGCUGUGACUGAUAACUUCUUGUGCACUGGUGGUAAAAAUCCAUUCAGAGAUCAUAUAGCAUGCACAGGUGACUCUGGAGGUGCUGUGUUCAAGAACUAUGAGCUUCGGACAGUACAGAUUGCAGUGGUCAGCUGGGGAACCAAGGAGAUAUGCACGGCGGGCGGCGUCGUCGAGUCACAUGACGACUCCAGAGAUUUCCACAUCAAUCUUUUCAAAGUUGUCCCUUUUCUCAAAUCCAUCCUUGGAAAUGACAACCAGGAUGACUACGCCCCGCUUAAAUUUUUGGAUAAUUUGGAAUGAUGAAUAUAUUGACACACUGGUAAUUGUUUUGGCAUUUCACUUAAACUGCAAAACAGAUCAUUGAACUCCUUCAAUCACUCAUUCAUUCUUCCUUUUUUUCAGACUGUGAGUUCAUAAUAAAUAAGACAUUAAAUGUUCUCAUCAAAAGCAUAAGAACAUAUUUUAAUACAAGGCAUCAAAGUUUUAAAAAAGUAACAUUUUGGCUACAUUCAAAUGCACAGUAAAUGGUGCCAACAGUUUUUUUUAUCCUGCCUGCACAUACAUUUACACAGAUUUUAUUCUGCACGUCCUGUGCUCAGCCAGUAUGAAGAAGUUAAUAAAUCAGUUUUAACUUGUGUUUUGAUGUUUUUUAAUAAAUGAUUACUAAACCCUGGAUCGGGGUUAGAUGUAGAAUAGCAUGUAUGGGGAAACGAUGUAAAUUCAUGAGCUGUCAUAUUGUUUAGAACAUAGUUCUGUUUGGCCAUUGAAACCAAUGUUGCAAAUAAACUGUCAGAACUGCUUUAUGAAAAUAUCAGAGAUUCAUAUGUUUAUUUUUGCAUUCAAUCACUGCAAUAAAAUAAAACAAACAUUCCUGUUCA